This is a messenger RNA of Abrus precatorius (Indian licorice), 1051 nucleotides long. RefSeq lists its product as uncharacterized. The coding region runs from base 7 to 1032 and encodes 341 amino acids. The transcript is spliced from 8 exons. The record is from RefSeq and is a predicted model, not a curated record. Gene Ontology annotation, cellular component: membrane. NCBI's taxonomy places the organism in Eukaryota, Viridiplantae, Streptophyta, Magnoliopsida, Fabales, Fabaceae.
AAAAUCAUGGCAUUGGAGGUAGCAUGGUAUGAUUUUGUGUGUUUUGGCAUAGUUGGGAUGGCUUUUAUAGGUGCCUUGUGUGUGCUGGGAAUGAACGAAGGAGCCUCCCAAAGAGACUUUGACAGCGCAUAUGAGAGCCUUCUGUUGUCUCGACCUGACAAUGAAGUGGUCGUGAAUGUGUUGCCCAGAGGCCAUGUGAGCACCUCACAACUAUGGACCAGUUGUUGGCGAGGACUACACCCUUUUUACCUCCUUGUUACCCGUUUCUUUUCCUUUGUCAUCAUGAUCCUCUUCUUACUCUGGGAUCUUCUCCUAUACGAUGCAAGCAUCUUUGUGUACUACACUGAGUGGACUUUCACGUUGGUUACCAUAUAUUUUGCGCUAGGGAGUAUUUUAUCUGCAUAUGGAUGUUGGCAGUUCUAUAACAAACCUUCUCCUCGAGAUGGAGCAAGGGCUGAGUUUCUGAAAAGGGAUAUAGAAGAGACCAUGCCUACAAAUAUCAAUGCUUAUCAAGAGAAAGAAACCAAGGGUUCCAUCAAGUUGCAAAGCCGAUAUGUUGAAGAGGAGUUUCAACAAAGAGCAGGGUUUUGGGGUUACCUCGUGCAAACUACAUAUCAGACAUGUGCAGGAGCUGCCAUCCUAACAGACAUUGUAUUUUGGUGUCUUAUAGUCCCAUUCUUAUCAAAUUCUCAUUUAAGAUUAAGCCCGUUGAUGGGUUGCAUGCAUGCAUUGAAUGUAGCUUUGCUCCUGUUGGAUACAGCUCUUAAUAAUCUCCCAUUUCCUUGGUUUAGAAUCGCCUAUUUUGUUCUAUGGAGCUGUGGUUACGUCAUUUUUCAAUGGAUCAUCCACGCCUAUGGUUUUAAAUGGUGGCCAUAUCCAUUUCUAGAGCUUAAUUCCAAGUGGGCUCCUGUUUGGUAUUUAUGCUUGGCCGUGAUUCACAUCCCUUGCUAUGGCGUGUAUUCCCUCAUAGUGCGAGCAAAAAUUACGAUUCUCCCCAGAUUGUUCCCUCAAGCAUUUUUAAGGCCAUACUAACACAAAAAAGUUAGAACAU